Molecule: messenger RNA, 735 nt
Organism: Hevea brasiliensis (rubber tree)
Lineage: Eukaryota; Viridiplantae; Streptophyta; Magnoliopsida; Malpighiales; Euphorbiaceae
Product: MDIS1-interacting receptor like kinase 2-like
Exons: 2
Coding region: 1-735 (244 amino acids)
Molecular function (GO): protein binding
Source: RefSeq, a predicted model, not a curated record
AUGCCACCCAUUCCAAUCCAAGAACAAGUCCCUGCAAUUGGCUUGGAAUUUCUUGUAACUUACAAGGAAGGGAGCAUCACUCCAGAGAUUGGCCUUCUAAAAAAUCUCAAUACCCUGCACCUUGUAGCAAAUCAGCUAAACGGCUCAAUUUCUCCAGAAAUAGGCCAGUUAAGUUCCUUUACUUUGCUUGCCCUGUAUACCAACAAUCUAAAUGGUCAUAUUCCUGCUUCCGUGGGUAAUAUGACGAAGAUGCUUCGGUUGUUUCUCUAUGACAAUCAACUUUGUGGUUCUAUUCCACAACAAUUGGGAAACCUUACCAGUUUGGUUGAACUUUACAUGGAUUCCAACAGUCUAUCAGGUCCCAUCCCUUCCACUUUUGGGAACUUGAAAUACCUAACUAUGUUGAAUAUGUUCCAAAAUAAACUUUCUGGUCCAAUUCCUCAGCAAAUCGGAAACCUGAAGUCUCUAAACAAGCUAAGCCUUUGGGGAAACUAUCUUUCUGGUCCAAUUCCGAUAACAACAUGUGGUCUGACAAAUCUCACCCUUCUUCAUCUCUAUGAAAAUAAACUCUCUGGCCCAAUUCCUAAUGAGUUGGGAAACUUGAAGUUUAUUUCUGAUAUGAGGUUGAGUGAAAAUCAACUUAGUGGUCCUAUCCCAGCUUCCUUGGGUAAGUUGAGCGAGUUACAAUAUUUGUAUCUUAGUGACAACCAACUCUCCGGGCAAAUUCCUGAAUAG